Cokeromyces recurvatus is the source of this 703-nucleotide messenger RNA. RefSeq lists its product as uncharacterized. The record is from RefSeq and is a predicted model, not a curated record. Lineage: Eukaryota; Fungi; Mucoromycota; Mucoromycetes; Mucorales; Mucoraceae. The transcript is spliced from 2 exons. Bases 1 to 210 code for a protein of 69 amino acids.
AUGACAAGAAGUGAACGGUUUCGUUGCGCGCGAUGGCGACUUGGUUGGUUACCUCUUGAUGCCCCACUCUCUUAUCUCUUGAACCUACUACCAUCAAUAUUCCUUACUAAGAAAGUGAGAAAAUCAAUUGAUGCCUGGCUCAUACGCUGGCCUUCUAUAUGUGUAAUUCUGCUUGGAGAUGGGCUAUCUCGCUCACUCCCAAAUCCCUGAACCCUCUGACUAUCAUCUUCUUUCAAUACAACAACGAUUUUCUGAUAGUUGAUUAUCAUCACUCAUACAUACACUUCAAUAUUUUCCCCUUUAUAUCCCAAAAGGGUUUUUUCUUUCCUUUUUCUUUUUCCAUAGCAAUCUGAUCAGGGCAAAACAGCAUAUAGAUGCUAUGUGCUUAUUGGACAUUUUUUAAUUUUUAAAUAAAAUUUUUCUUUAAUCGCAUUAAUCACCAAUAUAGUGACGUUAUUAAGAGUAUAUAUAGCUGAAUACUACACUCCUCUUCCAUACGUAUUAUAUAUUCCUUUAUUCUAUCUUACUCAACAUAAGUUUAUUGAUUUUAAAAGAAGAUGAGUAAUCGUUUUAUACUUAUCAUUUCUACUUGUCGAAUAAUCAACGUAGAAAUUUCUUUUGCUGAAGUUGGUUUAAAGAAGCCAGAACUGGAAUCAAAAGCAGAAAUGAAUUACUUGUUUCAGUCAGUUGAACUCAAAACUCU